Messenger RNA from Aspergillus pseudoviridinutans, 1548 nucleotides. RefSeq lists its product as uncharacterized. The coding region runs from base 1 to 1548 and encodes 515 amino acids. The record is from RefSeq and is a predicted model, not a curated record. The transcript has 5 exons. Lineage: Eukaryota; Fungi; Ascomycota; Eurotiomycetes; Eurotiales; Aspergillaceae.
AUGAAUGUUCUCAAGCCGUCUCACUUCUUUCGUGUUCUCCAGGGCCCUAACACGUCGAGUCGAAUCACCGGGAAAUACACGAACAUUUUCACGGCGUUUCUCAUCCUAACGCUUCCUCUGGCAGUCCUCGUCGCUGUUCUCCUCUUCCUCAUCUUCCACUACCGGGUAACAAAUAAUGUGGUCAGCCGCGCCUUGAUCCAGGAUCUGGCCCAAAGCGAUCAUGGCGUGUUGUACGUCAACAUCAAUCCAGCAUUCCUGAUGAAGAUCGCAUCACUGUCAAGUACAGUGGCUGGAUUCUUGACUACUUUCGCUGUCGGAUUAGCUGCGUAUCCUCUGGCUUCGGCGGUUCUCAAAAGCACGAGAGAUUGCCUGCCGGAUGCGCUGUUGUCGCCGCUCCAGUAUUACUUAACGCUAGACUUGGUGGAGAAUGCGGGUUAUAUGGCAGUAUGGCGGUGGCUCAAAUUUGCAUUCAGCAAGCGUUCCAAGGAGACGAGGCCUCCUCCACAGGUAAUGACCAUUGGGAGGAUUGCUUGCGCUUCUUUAAUCUUUGGAGCUCUGGUCUUCACGGGAGAUACUUGGCUACACCUUGAAACAAAGCCGACCGACUUCACGCAAGUGUCGCCUCUUCCAAGCGAAAUGGCAACCUACAGCAAGAUUCUCAAUUCCAACUGUACAAGCCAGGACAAUACCUUCAAUGAGCAAUGGGACAAGCCAUGCUCCUUGAACCCCAAUAUCAGAAACGGCUACUUCAUAGAUCCAAUCGCCACCCUGGAGGUCUUCAACAACGUCUCGGCCACAAGAAGUAUUAAUGUUUCCGCACGGGUGCCCCGACCCAUGCCUUUCUGGGAAUACCCAGUAACGGCCGGACUCAACAUCGUGACUUUUCGAGCCAACAUCACGUCCGGAUCGGGCUCAUAUUUCCACUGCAAAAAGUACACUGCGUGGUGGGGGCUUGUCAACGCAACCCCGAGAUUCUUCUCAAAGCAUUAUUUUACCGAUGCCACGGGUAGCCAGAACUUCACCGGUAUGGACGCCCCGCUGAACAACCUGUUCUACAUCAGCUUUGGUGGAUUCAUGGACCCAGCCUUGGGCAAUACACUUAGGCUGGUCCAGAAUAAUAACACUGGCGUCAUCGCCCAGGAGUUUAGUGGCGUCUUACUGUCUACCGUCUCUGGAGCACUUCAAUCCUCGCCUGUUCGCUACGUCCAGCAACGUACCAGCAGCAUCCUCACUCGGGUCCCGACUACACCCCUGUACUUCCUCGUAGCCUCAAUGGGGCUACUCAUCGGACUCGGCGUCUACCUGACCAUCAUGGAAUUAGUGGCCGCGCGGACGAAAGAAAUCGAGGAAGUUCGCGCGCGGUUAAGCCUGCAGCAGCUCGUCGCGGACCGGAUUGAGCCCGACGCCGCACGGACGCCGAUCAAGGAUCUCAAUGAGAUUUUUGAAGGGAGGGUAGCACCAACGGGACUCACAAAGAGGAUUGGUAUCGGUAAGAGGGAUCCAUCAGUUGGCGACUGGGAGUUUAAAAUCUGGGAUCCUUUGAGGUAA